Molecule: messenger RNA, 425 nt
Organism: Aricia agestis (brown argus)
Lineage: Eukaryota; Metazoa; Arthropoda; Insecta; Lepidoptera; Lycaenidae
Product: fatty acid-binding protein 2-like
Exons: 4
Coding region: 27-425 (132 amino acids)
Biological process (GO): fatty acid transport
Cellular component (GO): cytosol; nucleus
Molecular function (GO): fatty acid binding
Source: RefSeq, a predicted model, not a curated record
CAGUAGCCGGCUAAGUCACACUCAAAAUGUACGGAAUAACCUUCAAGCACAAAACAGAUGAGAACUUCAAGGAGUUCUUGGACAGCCUAGGCAUCGGAGAUGUCAAAGUUCAGGCUAUCCUGGACACCUGCCCAUCCCAAAAACUGGACAAGAACGGGGACGAUUACGUCUUGACCACGAGCGACUGUAAAAAAUCCAAGGAGUUGACAUUCAAAAACGGCGUUGAGUUCGAAGAAAAUGUCACUGAAAAUGUUACCGCCAAAACGACCUUCACAAUCGACGGAGACGUUUUGAAACAGGUGCAGAAAUUCCCUGAUGGUAGAUCACUCUUCAUCGAUCGCAAAUUCACCGACAACACCUUACUUGUGACUCUCAAAUCCAGCUUCUGGGACGGAGUCGCUUACCGCCACUAUGUAGCUGCUUAA